AUGUCGGCUACCACAUCAAAUCCAAGUGGCUCACAGGAACGCUUUUCGCCGCAUACGCUCGAGAAAGCGGCCAAGACAAAGGUGUCUCUUCAAUCGUUCUACUCGAACUUACUAGCCCAGCAUAAAGACAGAAAGUCAAGGUGAUUGAAUAAAUUGCUGCACGAUUUAUUGAUGAUAUUAAUGUGUUCUUCUUUGUGCUUUAAACUUUUUUUACAUUAUUUUUAUUUUGGAUUUAGGCUUCGUUGUCUCGAGGCAGCCAUGGAGGAACAAGGCUUAACGCUCCAAGAGGUAUGAUGCAAAAAUAUUGUUUCUCACGAUGUAUUUAUUAAACAAUAUUACAUACAAUUACUUAUAAGCAAUUUCGCCUUCGUUUCGUCUUUGAUGUAUAAAUUUAAAGUGUAUAUUUUUAGAAAUCUUAUACAAACAUCGCAAUCACAAAACCAAUAUAAAUGUAAUCUUGUUUAUAUAUUAAUUUGAAAUAGUUUCCGGAAAUUAUAUUUUUUACUGCAUGAUACAUUUUGUCUUUGACAUAAAUUUAAAGUGUUUUCGUGACUUCUUAUUUUGAAUGGUUGCUAUGCACUAGCAUGUAUGUAAAAAACUGAACCUGUCAAAAAUAUUAUGAUUUAGUGGUUUGAAAGUCAAUAUCUUACAUGUAAUAAUAUUCUAAUCUUGUUUAAUUGAUUGAAAUUGAAUGCAGGUUUAGAUAAUCUAAACGAUCUAUAAUUUAUACUGUCAUUGCCUGAGAUAUUUAUGAAGGAAACAAAUUUUCAAUUCAACUCAGUGAUAUUAUACUUUUUAGCUUAUGUCACAAACUUGCCCUGAUAAUAUUCCCUUGACAACAGAUAAUUUAACUGUGAGUUAAUACCCAGACCACCUGUAAAUGCCUCUUGUUAACCCAUACAGUUGUAUUGUGCUCUAAUGCGUCAUACUUUAAUUAUUAUUUUACUCUCUAAUGCCAUGCAAUUUAACUUGUCAAGGGGAGAGUGCUGGUGCUUAAUGGGUUAAGUGCAAAUUUGGGCUUACAGUAUCACCUGCUUGAUAAAUUAUGCAAUGUGCCCUAACAUGCUCUCUUUAUGAUUUAAUAUAUGUCUAACAUCAGAUGAUUCUAAUCUGCUCAAUAUAUAUUACUGACAAACAGAAGCAUGCUCUCUUUAUGAUUUAAUAUAUGUCUAGCAUCAGAUGAUUCUAAUCUGCUCAAUAUAUAUUACUGACAAACAGAAGCAUGCUAUCUUUUAUGAUUUGAUAUCUUUCUAACAUCAAACGAUUCUAAUCUCUGUUGAAUAUAUGUUACUGACAAACAGACAUAGAACUUUUCAAGGGAAGCAUUGUGCAAACUGUGGAAAGUUUGAGAAAAGUCAACUGCAAAUUAUUUUUGGUUGCUGUUCCUGCAAAAAAGUAAAAAUACAACAGGCAGGGGCAUAGGAUGCAUCAAAAGAUGGGGGGGACACCGGCUUCUAGGGGCACUUUAGGGUAUUGAAAAGGGCACCUAAAAUUUUUUUCCCGGAAAUGUUGGCGACAGGGGAGGGGGGGAGGACAGAAGAAAAAUUUUCCUGUCGUACCAUACCAAAAUUGCGUGUUUUUGACCAAAUUUUUUUUAAAACCUUGGGAAUUUCCAAACAAAAAGGGCACCUUUGAUGUUAAUUUAGUAUUUACAGCGACAUUAGCUUGUACAAAAAGGGCACUUUUCAUCACAAAAAAAGGGCACUUUUCAUCACAAAAAAAGGGCACUUUUAGUUCUUUGAAAAAAUGGGGGUGGGGAGUGGGGCAUGUGCCCCCUAUGCCCCUGACAACAGGCAUACUAUUAUAUCUUGAGAUUUUUAGUGCAAUAAUUGUAUUUCUUGUCAACCAGAAAGAAGAAAGGAGAUCAUUACAUGCACAGAAAGAAACAGAAUUUUUGCGACUAAAAAGAUCAAGACUUGGCAUUGAUGAUUUUGAUUCUUUGAAAGUAAUUGGAAGAGGGGCUUUUGGUGAGGUGAGUAUCAAUAAAGAUCUAAUAUUGGAAAUAUUGGAAAAAGACAUGUCAGGUAGUGGUUUUCUACUGACUAUUGUCUCAUUCUGAAGAAAAUUGGAAGCCCUGCAAUAUCCUAUGGUACACAUGCACCCAUUUUCUGGUCAAUGCCAUGUGAGGUGGAAAAAAUAUUUGAUUUUCUGGGACCACAAGGAAAAUGAAAAACGUUCUGUGAGGUACAUGUUAUCUUUUGAUCUUGUGUUAUUACUUAGGUACGUCUGGUUCAAAAGAAAGACACUGGUCAUGUUUAUGCCAUGAAGAUUCUUAGAAAAGCUGACAUGUUGGAAAAGGAACAGGUGCAGUAUUUCAAUGCAAUAAGUCAUUUUUCCAACUUUGAGCCUUGAGGCAAUGGUACAAAUUGUAUUAAUUCUAAGGCUUUUGAAUGAAUUUACAUGGUAUCAAAUGAAUUUACAUUGUCAUGCUAUCGACGUAAACUUGGCAAUACGAAGGAAAAUGAAAUAGCUUCCCCUUUGAAAAAGACUAAAUGAAAGCCUAAACUCUACUUCAGGUUGCUCAUGUUAGAGCAGAAAGAGAUAUUCUGGCUGAGGCAGAAAAUCCAUGGGUUGUUAAAAUGUAUUUUUCCUUCCAAGAUGGACAAUUUUUGUAUUUAGUCAUGGAAUUUCUCCCCGGAGGUGAGUGCAAUGUCGCAUUUUCUCUUUAAUAUUCUGGCAAAAUUUGUUGUGGACUUCAAAGAACAAAGUAUGCGCAAGACAAUGUGCAGACAGGCAAAAAUUUGCUGUCUUGCUCAAAAGCUCUACUUACUUACUUAAUAACUGAACCCUCGAAUGUUACUACUGUAUGUUAUUAUUGUAUACAUCAAUGAGGAAUACAUUCCAUGUUUUCUCUUACUGUAUACUCUAGGAGAUUUAAUGACAAUGUUGAUGAAGAAAGAUACUUUUAGCGAAGAAGAAGCACGCAUGUAUAUUGCAGAAUCAGUGCUAGCCAUUGACUCUAUACAUACAUUGGGAUUCAUACACAGGUGAGUAUACGUGUGACUUGUGCACACAUAAUGUACAUGACUCAUUAGAACUUUGUUGCUUAUUACUUACUCAAGGCAAUUUUGCUGAAACUUGCAAUGCAAUUUUUAAAAUACAAAACAAGUGUCACUCCAAAGAUUGAUAACAUUUUUAUAUUUAAUUUCUGACAAAGAACCAUCUUUUUUCAAAUGUAGUCACAGAGAAAUUGGUUUACUUUUUCAUCUCUUAAGAGUAUGGUAUGUAAAGAAAGUGUCAACAGAGUGGAAUGUGGGUCAUGCUCACAAUUUCCUUGCGACUACUUUUUAGAUGUUGCAAUUAGUUGCAGCAAUAAUUGCCUCGUGUAACAUGGCCUUUAACAUUGUUGAAAUAUCAAGUUAUGAUCAAGCUCUUCUCUCUUUUUAGAGAUAUAAAACCUGACAACUUGUUGCUGGAUAGCAGGGUUAGUAGAAUAUAAAAAAGGUGAAAUGAUUUCAUUUCAGGACAUCCUGUUCACUGCACAGGUUGAGAAAGUGCUUCAUUUUGACACCCCAAGUUAUAUUCAGAGAUUUAUACAUAGAUUAUAGUCAACCUACAUGUAGUAUAUGUUUGUAAUGUACUGCAUUGUGCUUUCUAGGGUCACAUAAAACUUGCUGAUUUUGGUUUGUGUACAGGCUUGAAAAAAGCGCAUCGAACUGACUAUUAUCGAGAACUUCAACCACAGGAUAUGCAUGACUUUGGUAAUUGUAUUUUACUGUUUGCUGCAUUGGGAAAGAAUUGAAAUUUAUUACAUUAAUGUACAAGAAUCGCCCUUUAACGACUGUUUUCACAGGUCGUUAGAGCAUUCACUACAGCAUAUUUCAUGCCAUUUCUCUUCAAUUGCAGUUAACGAUCCUAUGGACUCAAAACGAAAAGCUGCCACAUGGAAGCGAAUGAGAAGAGCUCUGGUAAAAAACUGUUAUUAUUUCUAUGUACAUUUAUCCUGUACGUUUAGCAGAAAGGUUCUGUGUAAAUUGAUGUUGUAUUGAUGUUAUGCAGGCAUAUUCUACAGUAGGAACACCAGACUACAUCGCUCCUGAGGUAUUUCAACAAACAGGAUAUACCAAGACCUCUGAUUGGUGGAGUUUAGGAGUGAUACUGUAUGAAAUGCUGAUUGGUAAGACAUUGUUUGUGUUUACCAUACUUCCUCUAUUAAGCAUUCAUAUCUUACUUUUCCCCCUUUCCCUGGACCUUAAUUAGAAGAUCUAACAGCAUCCCUCAUCUAAAUUAUACCAAAAUUAGCCUGCUCCGUUGGCAACUCCUUUAUAGGGAAAUAUUCAGGGUUACUCCGAGGUUCACCAUAAUCCUAUUAGUUCCUGCAGAGGAGGCCAAACCAGAUUGUUUUUUAACAUUUUACAAUCUUCCUUACAGGAUAUCCUCCAUUUUGCUCAGAAACUCCUCAAGGUUUGUGCAUUAGUGAUAUAUGCGUGAUAAGACACUUGAUACUUUUUGCAUUUUUUGUUAUAAUACCCAGAUUGAAAAAAGUGUGAUCAGUCUUUCACAAAAAAUAUUUUUCUAUUGUACAGAAACGUAUAAGAAAGUGAUGAACUGGAAGGAGAUGCUCGUCUUCCCUCCAGAAAUACCAAUUUCUCAAGAAUCAAGAAAUCUAAUUCACAGGUAUUCAAUACUAAUUAGAUUUACAGUAGAGACCACCCCUUACUGGCCUUACUGUAUCCUGUACUAUGACAAGAGUAAACCUAAACUAAACUACCGGUAACUUAACCUAUACUGGAUAGCUCUACUAGUUUUCUCUAAAUAAUCUCUGGCUUUAUUUGUACAGAUUGUGUUGUGAACGUGAGAACAGGAUUGGUACUAACGGUGUCGAGGAAAUCAAACAACAACCAUUCUUGCGAGGUGUAGACUGGGAACACAUAAGGUAACCCAAUAUGGAUCCAAUAUGAACUAUGCAGGCUGUGUGUGCCCAAUUGGCCUUUCUCACGCCGCCAUUUUUGGGUGGCAUUUCAGCCGAAGUCUGCGAAAUAAGUCCACAUAACAGCGACUUUUUAUAAUUUUUUGGACGAAUGAUGGUAAAUUUGCCUUGUAAAUGGUUAGUUUAUUUUGAAAAAUUGCUUUUCACAUUGUUUUAAGUGUCUGCAAUGGUUAACGAGAAUUAGAUGCCACCCAAAAAUGGCGGAUAUUCGUCAUCGUGAGAAAGGCUAAUUCAUUCGCAGGAACCAGAUGCUCAUGAUAUACUUGCUCGACAAGUAAGGUCAAUACUACUUGAAAGGAGUUUUGGAAUGAAAUUGCGUCUUGUUGUUUACUUUAGGGAUAGACCAGCCCCAAUACCUAUCGAAGUGAAGAGUAUUGAUGACACUUCAAACUUCGACGAGUUUCCUGAUUUAGAUAUGAAAUUCGAGCCUUCAGGUAAAGAUAUUAAACAAACUUCAAUUCAUGUAUACUAGAUGGCUCUAUCAAGAUUUCUCUCUGCUUUCGAGAUUUUGAUAUGUGGAAGUAUGUGGAGGUAUCCAAUUUCCGAAAGGGAUUUGCUGGUGCCACAUGAUUCGAGGGCCUAUAUAAGGCUAUAGUUGUAUUUUUUGCAACUGCUCCUGGUCAAGUCUAAGUCGUCUAAUAUAAAUGUAUAAAAUUCACACAUUUCCAUUUACAAAACCCAUCUCCAAUUAGUUCUAUCGAGUGAAAUGCCCCAAAAUUCUGACAAUUUUAGACAUAUACACCAGUCCUGUCAUUAACAUGCAAUUAUUACUUUGUCUUGUAGAUGAUCCAUCUAAAGUGCAAUCAACAAAUAAAAAGGACUGGGUUUUUCUUAAUUAUACAUUCAAACGAUUUGAAGGGCUCACUCAACGAGGCCGGCCUCUUGGGCUUCCAAUGUAG
This is a messenger RNA of Paramuricea clavata, 5829 nucleotides long. Lineage: Eukaryota; Metazoa; Cnidaria; Anthozoa; Malacalcyonacea; Plexauridae. The record is from the annotation of a GenBank genome assembly.